UUCAGUUAAAGUGAGUGAGAGAGAUAAGAUAUGUAUAUAUAGCUUCACCUCGAAAUUAGUUAUAGUAUUGUGUACUCGAGCUUGACAUUCAAGAUAAUUUUCUUGCAAUUCAUCUUUCCUCUUGAUAAGAUAAAAUGGCCACUUACAGUUUAGCUGAUGUUAAAGUAAUGUGGAAGCCAGAUGAUCGAUAUGGCAAAGCUAUGAAAAAGUUCAAGAAGAUAAUAGAAGAUAAAUAUAACGUCAAAUUAGAGAACUAUUGGGAUUUGCAUGAAUGGUCCAUCAAUCACAUUCCAGAGUUAUGGGCCGAGAUGUGGGAUUUUGCUGGCGUUAUUUGCUCCAAAAAAUACGAAAAGAUUAUAGAUCUGAAUCUCCCACUAGAAAGUUCCCCUGAGUGGUUUCAAGGUGCAAAAGUCAACGUCGCUGAAAAUUACCUGAAAUAUAGAGAUGAUCACAUAGCUUUGAUAUUAACAGGUGAAGGCAGAGAAAGUGAAACAGUAACUUAUGCUCAGCUAUAUAAGGAAGCUGAAUUAUAUGCUGCAGCAUUCAGAAAAUCAGGCUUGAAGAAAGGAGACGUGGUUGUAUGCCAAAUGUCUAACAGAAAAGAAGCUGUCAUUGCCAUGAUUGCUGUUCUCAGUAUCGGAGCAGUAUGGGCAGCAGCAGUGCCAAUGUUAGGCGCUACGGCAGCACUUAAUAGAUUCGCUCAAGUUGGUCCAAAGUGUUUCAUAACGGUCGAUCGGAUACCUCAUGAAAAGAAAAUCAUUGAUAUGCUCCCAAAAACCAAAGAAAUCGCUGAAGGUUUACCAACCUUAGAAAAGGUGGUUAUUGUGGAAUAUAAGGAAGAUUCCCAUUCUAGAGACAUUAGUGACAUAAAAAAUGGUAUAUUCUUGAAGGAAUUUCUUGAGCUUGGUCGUGGAAAAGACGGAUCAGUUCCUCCGAUGCAGUUUGAACAAGUGUCCUUCACUCAUCCAGUUUUUAUAAACUAUACAUCGGGAACAACCGGGCUACCAAAGGCAGUUGUACAUGGACCUGGGUUUUUGUUGGCAACAUUCAGGGACAUGGCCCUGCAUAUUGAUAUAGAAAGGAGCAGUAUUUCCUUCACAAUGUCACCAGCAGGCUGGGUAUCAUGGAAUAUCAUAACAUCCUCACUAUUCUUUGGGCCCACUUUGUUGCUGUUUGAAGGAUCGCCUUACUUCUUGAGUCCAACCUUCCUGUGGGAUUUAGUCGAUGAGUACAAACUAACGCAUAUGUUGAUACCUACAAGCAUAUUGGAUGAAUACCAGAAUCUGGGAUAUGUUCCAAGAGAAGGCAGUUUGGAAUCUUUGAAGGUCUUGUUUGCAUCUGGAAGCGUGGUGAAGCCACAGAUUUAUGACUUCGUGUAUGAAAACAUAAAGAAAGACUUUGCCUUUUCAUCAGCUUUCGGUUCAACCGAAAUGAUGGCAAAUUGCAUGAUACCAGAAAUGACUCUUCCAAUUCAUAAAGGAGAAAUUCCUGCAUUUAGUCUUGGUGUUGCAAUAGAAACGUUGGAUGAUAAUGGUCAGCCCGUUUUGGGUGAAAUCGGAGAGAUUGUUAUAUCAAAACCAAUACCUAAUUUACCGUUAGGUCUUUGGGGAGAUGAUGGCUCUGUUUACCGGGAAAAAUAUUUCUCAACGUUUCCAGGAAAAUUCACUGCAAGCGAUUAUGGAAUAAAAAAUCCUUUCACCAAAGGUCUUAUAAUUUGUUGCAGAAGUGAUGAAACUUUGAAACAAAGAGGAACUCGGUUUGGCAGUUCGGAAAUUUACAACGUUGUGGAUACGUUCCCAGAAGUAAGAGGCUGUCUCUGUGUGGCUCAGUACAGCAAGACGAUGGACGAAAGAGCAGUGCUCUUCGUGAGGAUGAAAGAAGGUCACAACUUCAAUGACGAGCUGGUCAACAGAAUCCGAGAAGCCAUCACUCGGGAACUGACAGCAGCCCAUGUCCCGGAUGUAAUCCUGGAAACAAAAGAUAUUCCAUAUAACGUAAACGGCAAGAAGCUGGAAAUAGUUGUGAAAAAAAUUAUUAACAAUAAGCCCUUCAAUCUAGAAGUUGUGACUAAUCCAGAAUCUCUAAAGAACUUUUAUAAUAUUCCUGAACUUCAAGGAUAUUGAUUAAAGGGUUUUUUUUCUUCUUUCAGUAACAUAUUUUCUGAAAAAAAAAGUUUCACAUAAUUAAAUAAAAACUUUUGAUAGUCUCUAGA
Molecule: messenger RNA, 2212 nt
Organism: Argiope bruennichi
Lineage: Eukaryota; Metazoa; Arthropoda; Arachnida; Araneae; Araneidae
Product: acetoacetyl-CoA synthetase-like
Exons: 18
Coding region: 135-2123 (662 amino acids)
Biological process (GO): lipid metabolic process
Cellular component (GO): cytosol
Molecular function (GO): acetoacetate-CoA ligase activity
Source: RefSeq, a predicted model, not a curated record